This is a messenger RNA of Amborella trichopoda, 4846 nucleotides long. NCBI's taxonomy places the organism in Eukaryota, Viridiplantae, Streptophyta, Magnoliopsida, Amborellales, Amborellaceae. The record is from RefSeq and is a predicted model, not a curated record.
UCUCUCUCAUUUGCUCUACCCCCAAUCCUUCUCUCUCUUCCAUUUAACCUGUGGUGCUGAGCCCCUUUCAUGCAAUGCCCCAAAAUUCCUAUUAUUAACUCCAUUAAUUACACCAAAUUACCAAAUUUUCAACAAGAGAACUGUAAAUAAAAAGAACUGAAGCACAAAAUCGACUGUAAUUCAGGUUUUUUCUCUCAAUAAAAGCCCUGAGCUCAAGCUCUGAGAAAUGGGUCUUAAGGGGGUUCAUUGGUUUGCAUUAUUGGAGUUUUCUCGGUUCUGUGUUUCAAGGCCUGUACAAUAGAUUCAAGGGUUUUGCCUCUAGUUUUUAAGAGGAGACCUUUAAGUGCAACUAGAGAGAGAAAAGACGGGUUCUUGUUUGAGGUUUUGAAUGGGAUUACUGAGAGAUCUUGAGCUCAAGAUUUUGCAUCUUGGGUGGAAAUUAGAAACCUCUUCCCUCUCUAAAACCCCCAACCUGUCUUACGAUGCAACACAUACACCAGCCUUCCCAUGGCCACUGCUAGAGGAUGGAUCUUCCCCCAAAUGCUUGUAAGAUAUUCGUAAAUGGCCUGGCCUCGUAUCUUAUCCGGAAAUCAGCAGAGGUUGAGCCAUUGCUUGUAGUGAGGAGCCAUAUCACUGGUACCUAAGUCUAUUUCCUGAUUGAAAACUCUAUUGAGGACCCUCAUCUUUCCUUCUUUCUCUAGGCUAUGGCUCAAGGAAUUGGCUUCUUCACUGUACCAAACCUUAAGGGGAAGAAGAUGAGAGAGAAACAUACUCUCCCAAAGAUCAGGCAAAAGGAAUGAUCUGGCUUGUAAUGGAGAAUCACAGAAUACCUGCAACAAAUGUUUCGCUGAAAUUCAAUGGUUUCUUUGGAGAUUAUGCACAAUUGAAAGGUAUAAGUUGGCACAAGCCCGAAGGUGAGAAUUCGGAAACAUACAAGUGAAGCCAUGCCUGAGAUCAGGAGAGCCUAGCCUUGCUACGAGAUUUGAAAGACUCAUUCAAUGUUAUAAGAGAGAAUUCUUGAUUCUUGCUUGUUUCCCAAGAUUUCAACUGUUAAUCUCUCUACCCCUUGCAUUACCCAAACCCUAAAUCUUUUUUUGCUUUUCAUUUCAUCCCAUUGAACAGAACCCACAAACAGCCGAACCCUAGCCUCUGCUCUGCUUCUAUCUGAGCUUUCUCUCCCUCUCUGCUAUCGAUAUCGGUAGGAGGAAAGAUCAUUAACUCUGACCUUGGAGGCUGCUGGAAAAAUCGAAGAAGUUAAGAUUGAUAUCCCCCUCUCUCAUCUGUUAUCUUUGAUCUUUCUCCCUCUCAUCAAAAAAUCUCUCUCCACUGUCUUGCCCACCACAGCCAUUUUUACUUGCACAAAUACAUCCUUGUGGUUGCUCUUUCUCUGUGCCUAGUUGCUUGAUGGCUGGAACUACUCAUUGUGUCCAUGUGGAUUCCAUUUGUACCUUUAUUCCCACAAGUGGCAUUCGCUCUCUAAAAUUUUCUUCUGGUUCUUCAAAUUCUGAAGUUAAGAGCUGGCAGUUUAUUUCUACCUUGCCUUCCAAAAGUCCAAGGUCUCAUAUGUCCAUCCAGUGUUCUAUACGGUUUCGUCCUUGUAUUGAUAUACACAAGGGAAAGGUGAAACAAAUAGUUGGGUCUACCCUCCGAGAUUCACAAGAGGAAAGCUCUACUCUUGUAACUAAUUUCGAGUCAGAUAAGUCACCUGCAGAGUUUGCAAAUUUGUACAAAAAUGAUUGCCUUUUAGGGGGUCACGUUAUUAUGCUCGGUGCUGAUGCAUCAAGCAGAUCUGCGGCUAUUGAGGCUUUACAUGCCUAUCCUGGUGGUUUACAAGUUGGGGGUGGGAUUGAUUCAGACAAUGCUGUUGGGUACCUAGAAGAUGGGGCAAGCCAUGUGAUAGUUACUUCGUAUGUUUUCAAUGAUGGAAAGAUGGACUUGGAAAGGCUGAAAUUGCUUGUUCAGCAGAUUGGAAAGGAACAACUUGUACUGGAUCUUAGUUGUCGGAAGAAGAAUGGGAAGUAUGUUAUUGUGACUGAUAGAUGGCAGAAGUUUAGUGAAAUGAUCCUUGAUGAGGGAACCCUGGGUUUUCUUGCUGGGUAUGCUGAUGAAUUCUUAGUUCAUGGUGUAGAUGUUGAAGGGAAACGACUGGGAAUUGAUGAAGAGCUAGUGGCUUUACUCGGCCGUUUCUCCCCUAUUCCAGUUACAUAUGCUGGUGGGGUUACAACUCUUGAUGAUUUGGAGACGAUAAAAACCGCAGGCAUGGGACGCGUGGAUGUUACAGUGGGAAGUGCUCUUGAUAUAUUUGGUGGUAAUUUGGUAUACAAAGAUGUUGUAUCUUGGCAUAAAAUGCAAUCCCUUCAGACCCACUAGCUGUUUGUACUUUAAAUUCUUCAGCAUUAAAUGAAGGAUAACACACAUGUGGGUAUUUUGGUAAUUAGGAUUAAUCACUUAGAUUUUGUCUAACCUUCGGUUUUCAUCUGUGAGUCUGAUUAAGCACGACAGAAAGCGGUGUUGAAAUUAAUGGAAGCAAAUAUUGUUGUAGUUUUAAGAUUCUGGCUAAUAUUUAUUAAGAAAUUGUACUGUUUGUUCCUCUGUGUGUGUGUGUGAGAGAGAGAGAGUGUGUGUUGUCAAGUCUUCUAAAAGUUGCAGGACAAAAUGUGAGUUGCAGAGAGAAUCUGUUUAAAAAAGUUUCAAAUUUCAAUGGGGUAUUGAUACAGAGCUCAGCUUCUAAUAUUCAUCAGUCUUAGGAUUCAAAUCACCGCCAAGCUCCACAAGAGCAUACACUCCCUUGAAGAAAUGGAAGCCAUCUCCCGAAGAAAUCUCUCUCCCUUUUAUGGUGGACACAAUCUUCAUGAGUUUAUGGCAAUCUCCACAUAUUCUUCCCAACCCUCACAGGCUUCCCAAAACAAGUCAUUAAGAGACCAAAAGUAACUGGCAUUUUUGAGCUAUGAAAGAACAAGAAGUGCUCUGUUUGAUACUCUGCUUCAUGGAGAACAAAGCUAGUAUCAGAGCAAUGCCACCUCCCUGAUGCCGAAUAGAGGUUUGUUAUUAGUACAUAAGCAUCAAGUUCUCGAGGUUCAAGCUCAAGGAGGGAUUUUACUGCAUAAUUCUCUAGAUCGCCAUGGACCCUGGAAGCAUCGAGUAAGGCUUGCCAAACUAAUGCAUUUGGCUUCAAUGGAAUAUUCUUCACAAAUUUUUCAGCUUCUUAGAAUCUAUUAUAACGGCCUAAAACAUCGCCACUGAUGCAUAAUACUCGUCAGUUGGGGUAAUGUAUCUGGUUUUCAUGGAUUCAAAGAAGCUUAAAAGCUUUUGACAGUUUGAAAUGAGAGAUUUUCAGGCAGAUAAUAGAGAGAGGUUUCAUCUCCGUUUCUUUAAAAAUAGAUACGGGCUGGUGUCAAAGUCUAUGAAGAACAUAAAGUGAUGUAUGUACAUUCCAAGGCACAAGAAUUUGUUGAGCCCAGGGUGGGUGAGGGUGAAAGCUGGGGGUAAAUGUUCCUUAGCAAGCUUCGUAUGCUGUCCUGUCCACCCAGGAUGACACGGCUAUAUGGAGAAGGUUAACGUAAUUUGUUCUCAGAGGAAAGAAAACACUAUUAUCAGCUUUUUCUGGUACGACGAACCCCAUUCGUCACAAGAUGUGAUGAAUAAAAUAAAGUUCAAAGUAGUUAUAGUCCAUUACCAAGAUACGAGAAUGCAACAAAUGAGGCAGAAUCAUUGGAGAGAUUUCAAGGGUGUUAAUAACCCCUUCAAACGCCAUUAGCUCAUCCAAACUCCGAUGCUCAUCAAGAUCGUCAGGGUAUCGUUCGCCCUUUGCAGAAGAAGUCUCACCUGUGGAAAAAUUGGGAGCAUCACGAUGAUGUGUUCAUAACCACUAGUCUGGAGCACCAGCUUGCAACAAGGUCCCAAAUGGUGAUACUUGGGUCAAAAGACCUACCUGCCAAGACCAUGGGGAUGAUGGAAUCAGUUUCAUUUUCAAAUAACUUGCUACAAAAGGAGCAAUGCCUGGUUGUGCAAACUCUAACUCAUUAGGAAAUGGUAUUAGAGCAAUCGGACAAAAGAGCAACUUGAUCUGAUCUUUGAUGCUUCCCCUAGUUCUGUUCUCCAUCAUGGUGGAUACAUUAACAACAUUAGUGCUCAGGUUUACAGGGAAUCAGAAGAAUCGACUAGCAACCUUAUUAGGGAGAUUGGGGAAAUAGUUCAGAAAGUAAGGAGUGGCAGAGAGUAGAAGCCCCAAACAGAGGGCAACCUCUUCUAGCAUUAGACUCACUCAAGAGACACUUCGCCUGUCGGGAGGACAAAGGUGCUAAAAACUCGGAUCGAACUACUUUGAUAGAGCUUCUGAAGUUAAUGUAUGAGGUGGCCGUCUUGUAAAUUUUAAUGUUGACGGACAUCUUAGCUCACGCUGAAGCGUAUUCGAGGCAUAAGACAUAGUAGACCAACUAAUACAAAAUGCAGGGAACAGUAAGAAGCCACAGAACUUCUUAAGUCGCUCCCCUGCAUAGAGGAGGAGGCCAAUGAGGAAAAGGAUAGUAAUCUUCAAUAUUGUUGGGAUAGAGGCUUACUUUUUCCUCUAUGGACUCCAUAGGGCCAAGCAGCUGAAAAACUCUAUUACUGACGAGAAAAAUGAGAGCCACAAAGGCGAAGAGGAUUGAACUGGAUCCUAGAUGGCCACAGAACAAGCCAAAAAAUGGGCCAUUCAUAGUUGUUAAGGACCCCUGGAGCAUGGCCUAUCAUUGACCACGUACUGUUGACAUGCGGCUACUUGAUGGCCACAGGGGGAUUUAUUGAGGAACCAUUAGAUUUUUCCUUUAUUAUGAAAAAAUCCAAAAAUAUGCAAAAUUUAUGUGGA